This is a messenger RNA of Necator americanus (New World hookworm), 303 nucleotides long. RefSeq lists its product as uncharacterized. The transcript is spliced from 2 exons. Lineage: Eukaryota; Metazoa; Nematoda; Chromadorea; Rhabditida; Ancylostomatidae. The coding region runs from base 1 to 303 and encodes 100 amino acids. The record is from RefSeq and is a predicted model, not a curated record.
AUGUACAAGGUAUUGGAGAGGAUGAUCGUGGACCGACUCAUUAGACAUCGCGAAGAAACAACGCGAGACGAGGAAGCUGGCUUUCGUCCUGGCCGAUCUACGAUAGACCAGGUGGUAACUGGAGUAAGGCAAGGAGCAGUGGCAGGACCCUUCCUGUUCAAUUUCGCCAUCGACGACAUUAUACGAAGAACAGUAGAUUAUUGUCCUGCCUAUAUCAUUCUAGCACCAUCAGGACGUCCCUUGACCGAUCUCGAGUACGCUGACGAUGUUCUUAUAUUCGAGGAAAGCAGUACGAAACUUUAA